Molecule: messenger RNA, 1894 nt
Organism: Cololabis saira (Pacific saury)
Lineage: Eukaryota; Metazoa; Chordata; Actinopteri; Beloniformes; Belonidae
Gene: eif2s3
Product: eukaryotic translation initiation factor 2, subunit 3 gamma
Exons: 13
Coding region: 202-1620 (472 amino acids)
Biological process (GO): positive regulation of translational fidelity; formation of translation preinitiation complex
Cellular component (GO): eukaryotic translation initiation factor 2 complex; cytosol
Molecular function (GO): translation initiation factor activity; GTP binding; GTPase activity
Source: RefSeq, a predicted model, not a curated record
GCCAGCGACGGUCCCAUCACGUUGUGCCAUUACAGCGUGUGGACGAAACCUUCAUCUUUUUUCCGAGAGGAGACAUCGGAUAUCCACGUCUUUUAGCCGAUAAUCACCGAUUAUAGAGGAAGAGAGAAGAGCCGCUCCUGUAAAGGCAGAGUUCGGUGUUAUCGGUCAGGCAGCGCUUCCUCUUCCGUUCCUCUGGUGAAGAUGGCGGGCGACGAGUCCGGCACCACGCUGGGGCAGCCGCACCUGGCCCGGCAGGACCUGGGCAAGCUGAACGUGUCGACCCUGACGCCUCUUUCUCCAGAGAUCAUCAGCAGACAGGCCACCAUCAACAUUGGCACCAUCGGUCACGUGGCCCAUGGGAAGUCCACAGUGGUUAAAGCCAUUUCCGGCGUCCACACCGUCAGGUUCAAGAACGAGCUGGAGAGAAACAUCACCAUCAAGCUCGGAUAUGCCAACGCCAAGGUUUACAAGCUGGACGACCCCGGCUGUCCCCGGCCCGAGUGCUACCGGUCCUGCGGCAGCAGCACCCCCGACGAGUUCCCCACAGACAUCUCUGGAACCAAGGGCAACUUCAAGCUGGUCCGACACGUGUCGUUUGUCGACUGUCCCGGUCACGACAUCCUGAUGGCCACCAUGUUGAACGGAGCCGCCGUCAUGGACGCCGCCCUGCUGCUCAUCGCUGGAAACGAGUCGUGUCCUCAGCCGCAGACGUCGGAGCAUCUGGCCGCCAUCGAGAUCAUGAAGCUGAAGCACAUCCUGAUCCUGCAGAACAAGAUCGACCUGGUGAAGGAGAGUCAGGCCAAGGAGCAGUACGAGCAGAUCCUGGCCUUCGUGCAGGGCACGGUGGCGGAGGGAGCUCCCAUCAUCCCCAUCUCCGCCCAGCUCAAGUACAACAUUGAGGUGGUGUGUGAAUACAUCGUCAAGAAGAUCCCGGUCCCCGUCAGAGACUUCAUCUCCGAGCCGCGGCUCAUCGUCAUCAGGUCGUUCGACGUGAACAAGCCGGGCUGCGAGGUGGACGACCUGAAGGGCGGCGUGGCGGGAGGAAGCAUCCUGAAGGGCGUGCUGAAGGUGGGCCAGGAGAUCGAGGUGCGGCCCGGCAUCGUGUCCAAGGACCACGAGGGGAAGCUGAUGUGUAAACCCAUCUUCUCCAAGAUCGUGUCUCUGUUCGCCGAGCACAACGACCUGCAGUACGCCGCGCCGGGCGGCCUGAUCGGUGUCGGCACCAAGAUCGACCCGACGCUGUGCCGCGCCGACCGCAUGGUGGGCCAGGUGCUGGGGGCCGUGGGGGCGCUGCCCGAGAUCUUCACCGAGCUGGAGAUCUCCUACUUCCUGCUGCGGAGGCUGCUGGGCGUCCGCACCGAGGGGGACAAGAAGGCCGCCAAGGUCCAGAAACUGUCCAAGAACGAGGUGCUGAUGGUGAACAUCGGCUCGCUGUCGACCGGCGGCCGCGUCAGCGCCGUCAAGGCGGAUCUGGGCAAGAUCGUGCUGACCAACCCGGUGUGCACGGAGGUGGGCGAGAAGAUCGCCCUGAGCCGCCGCGUGGAGAAGCACUGGCGCCUGAUCGGGUGGGGCCAGAUCCGGAGAGGCGUGACCAUCACGCCCACGGUGGACGACGACUGAGCGGACCCGGCCGGGGCGUAACCGUGGCGACCGCCCCGCUCCUGAAGGCUCUUCUGUUUUUGUUUUUGUCGUUUUUCCCCCGACGGACCGGAAGAGAGCGGCAGGGACAUUUGCUCUUCCUCCUCCUCUUCCUCACUUCCUCCUCUGCAGCCGCACGCGGCGCCAUGACGACGAGCCUCCGCCGCAGACGAGGGAGCGAGGGGGGACGGGCUUCGGAUGGUCCUCCCGGGGGCAGGGUGCAGAUUUCAGACCUAAUAAACACAUUUGGAAAUAA